AUGGCACGGAGAGGCAGCACAGGUGGCAGUUGUUGCCUCCUGCAGCAUCUGAACGAGGAUAAUGCUCGUUUCAUCUUGUUGGCGGCCCUCAUUGUGCUGUACCUUCUGUGUGGGGCUGCUGUCUUCUCAGCCCUAGAGCAUCCCUCUGAGCUACGUGCACGUCACCUCUGGGAAGAACAGCUUAGCAACUUUACACGUCGCCACCAGGUGAGCCUGGACAUGCUACGUGUCCUUCUUCAGCAAUAUGAACAAGCCAACGUUGCUGGCAUUCGUGUAGACACCCUCAGGCCCCGGUGGGACUUCUCUGGAGCAUUCUAUUUUGUUGGUACUGUUGUCUCUACCAUAGGUUUUGGCAUGACCACACCUGCUACACAUGCUGGCAAGAUCUUCUUAAUCUUUUAUGGACUUAUCGGCUGUGCAGCAACCAUUUUGUUCUUCAACCUGUUCCUGGAGCGCAUCAUCACCACGCUUGCCUACAUCAUGCGCUGGUGCCACGAACGGCAACUACGGCGGUCUGGCAUUGGCAGAGAUGAGGCAUGUUGUGAGGAAGAUGACAGUCUGGAAGAUUGGAAGCCUUCUGUCUACUAUGUGAUGCUGAUCUUGGGUGUGGCUGCUUUGCUGAUUGCCUGUUGUGCCUCUGCUUUGUACUCAGCCAUGGAAGACUGGGACUACUUUGAUUCUCUCUACUUCUGCUUUGUGGCCUUCAGUACUAUUGGUUUUGGGGACCUUGUGAGCAGUCAGCGGGAGAGUUACCAGGCUCAAGAGGUCUACAGACUGGGCAACUGCCUCUUCAUCCUCAUGGGUGUCUGCUGUAUCUACUCGCUCUUCAAUGUCAUCUCCAUUGUCAUCAAGCAAAUACUCAACUGGAUCCUUGCUAAGCUGGACUGCUGCAGGGUCCUUGGACACUGUCCUUGCCAGGGCCGAGGCCCCAGAAGACACUGUCUUGCUGGCUGCUGCUGCCCAUGCUUCCUCAAUCGGCUUCAUGCCCUGCACACUCUACCAAGUCACCCCAGACAGAGGAUCACCAAACGUAAUGUUGUGCACCCUGCUGCAGUCAGUGAGGGUGCAGAGAAGCAUCACUACACCAAUGCAUCAGUGGAGACAGUGUGUGACAGUGAGACUGACAGAGGCCUGGGAACAGAGGGUGGUUAUGUGGCAGGGCGCAGGCAAUCAGGGGAGAUGAUUUCAGUGAAUGACUUCAUGGCCAAUAAGGUUUCCCUGGCCUUUCUGCAGAAACAGCUCUCUGAGACGGCCCAUGGUGCCCCACGGCAGAGCCAUGGCAGGCAGAACGGUUUCUCCAGUGGUGUUGGAGCAUUCGCCAUCAUGAAUAAUCGCUUGCAGGAAACCAGUGUGGACAGGUAG
Molecule: messenger RNA, 1362 nt
Organism: Chanos chanos (milkfish)
Lineage: Eukaryota; Metazoa; Chordata; Actinopteri; Gonorynchiformes; Chanidae
Gene: kcnk12l
Product: potassium channel, subfamily K, member 12 like
Exons: 2
Coding region: 1-1362 (453 amino acids)
Biological process (GO): stabilization of membrane potential; potassium ion transmembrane transport
Cellular component (GO): plasma membrane
Molecular function (GO): outward rectifier potassium channel activity; potassium ion leak channel activity
Source: RefSeq, a predicted model, not a curated record